GCUAAGGAGGAGCGAUUCCCCACUUGGUAUAGCUGAUGGUACCAUGCAAAAAUCAGACCCACGAAAAGAUGGAGAAUUUAAUAAGCCCAGAAACUGACUUGUCAGAGUUCAGAACAAGGGACUGGUGGACCCAAGGAUAAAUUCCAAAAUUCUUAACUCUGUGGCCAGAUUUUAGUACAUUGACUAUGCAGCCUAGUGUAUUAGACUGGAAUGAUGUUAGAAAACACAAGUACAGUGACCUCUCAGAGUCUGCAUCCCCAUAUCAAGAAACUACUGACAUCUUGGAGCUAGGUCAUUUUACCUGGGACAAAUACCUAAAAGAAACAUGUUCAGUCCCAGCUCCUGUGCAUUGCUUCAAACAGUCCUACACACCUCCAAGCAACGAGUUCAAGAUCAGCAUGAAAUUAGAAGCCCAGGACCCCAGGAACACCACAUCCACCUGUAUUGCCACAGUAGUUGGACUAACAGGUGCUCGCCUUCGCCUUCGCCUUGAUGGCAGUGACAAUAAGAAUGACUUCUGGCGACUGGUUGACUCAGCUGAAAUCCAGCCUAUUGGGAACUGUGAAAAGAACGGGGGUAUGCUGCAGCCUCCUCUGGGGUUUCGGCUGAAUGCCUCUUCUUGGCCCAUGUUCCUUUUGAAGACGCUAAAUGGAGCAGAGAUGGCUCCCAUCAGAAUUUUUCACAAGGAACCACCAUCGCCUUCCCACAACUUCUUCAAAAUGGGAAUGAAGCUAGAAGCUGUGGACAGGAAGAACCCUCAUUUCAUUUGCCCAGCCACUAUUGGGGAGGUGCGGGGCUCAGAGGUGCUUGUCACUUUUGAUGGGUGGCGAGGGGCCUUUGACUACUGGUGCCGCUUCGACUCCCGGGACAUCUUCCCUGUGGGCUGGUGUUCCUUGACUGGAGACAACCUACAGCCGCCUGGCACUAAAGUUGUGAUUCCAAAGAACCCCUACCCUGCCUCUGAUAUGAGCACUGAGAAGCCCAGCAUCCACAACAGCACCACAACUGUCUUGGAGCAUCAACCAGGGCAAAAGAAACGUAAACAAGGAAAGAAGCGGGGCCGAUCGUCCAAGUCCCUAAUCCCCCAUCCCAUCUCUACCCCUUCCAAGUCAGCUGAAACUUUGAAAUUCCCAAAGAAGAGGGGUCCCAAACCUGGCAGUAAGAGGAAACCUCGGAGUUUGCUGAACCCACCACCCACCUCACCAACAACCAGCACCCCUGAACCGGAUACCAGCACUGUACCCCAAGAUGCUGCCACCAUCCCCAGCUCAGCCAUGCAGGCCCCCACAGUUUGCAUUUACUUGAACAAGAAUGGCAGCACCGGCCCGCACUUAGAUAAGAAGAAGGUCCAGAAGCUCCCUGACCACUUUGGGCCUGCGCGUGCCUCUGUGGUGUUGCAGCAGGCUGUCCAGGCUUGCAUCGACUGUGCUUAUCAUCAGAAAACCGUCUUCAGGUUCCUCAAACGGGGCCACGGUGGUGAGGUAAUCUCAGCCGUAUUUGACCGGGAACAACACACUCUCCACCUCCCAGCAGUCAACAGCAUCACCUAUGUCCUCCGCUUUCUGGAGAAACUCUGCCGCAGCCUUCGAAGUGAAAAUCUGUUUGGCAAUCAGCCCUUUAGCCAGACUCACGUGUCACUCUCCACCACAGAGUACAGCCACAGCCACGACAGGUACCUACCAGGUGAUACCUUUGUCCUGGGGAAAAAUCUAGCCCGAUCAUUGGUGCCACAUUCAGACUCAAUGGACUCCACUUUGCAUCCCACCAACCUUGUCAGCUCCUCCCAGAAUCUUCGAACCACUGGAUACAGGCCUUUGCUUCCACCCUGUGGCCACCCACUGAGCUCUGCUUCAGCAGUACGAAGGCUGUGCUCCAGGGGGUCAGACCGAUACCUGGAAAGCCGUGACACUUCUCGACUGAGUGGCCGGGAUCCUUCCUCCUGGACAGUCGAGGACGUGAUGCAGUUUGUGCGGGAAGCAGACCCUCAGCUUGGACCCCAUGCCGACCUCUUUCGCAAACAUGAGAUCGAUGGCAAAGCCCUGCUGCUGCUGCGCAGUGACAUGAUGAUGAAGUACAUGGGGCUGAAGUUGGGCCCCGCGCUCAAGCUCUGCUACCACAUUGAUCGGCUGAAGCAGGGCAAGUUCUGAGCAACCAGCAUCUCUUGCGCAGCACUGGCCAAGCAAGAUGGGCCUCCUGACGCCAGAGCCCAGGCCACCGUGCCAGCACCGCCCAGGCCUCCUGGAGCCUGUGGACCCAGCAUCGCAGCAGCUGGCCUGUGUGCCCUUCCAUGAAGGACCCAGGAGCAGUGGAGCCCAGAGUUGGCGCCACCCAUCCCCAUAGUCCUGCCUUGGCACUGAGCUCCCCUGUAUUCAAUCCUCACGUCCGGCUGGCUGCUAUCCACGAAUCUAGAUAAUGGAGGAAGGUCUGGCAACAAGGCCUCCAAGAACAGAGCCCCAAGUUGACCCCCUCACUGACGGGGCUGCUGUGACCCUCCCCAGACUUCUGCCUCCCCGUAGGCUCCCCAUACUUCUGAAUUAACAGUGCAAAACAUCGACCUUUUUUUAAAAAACAAAACAAAACAAAAAAACAACCUUUUCUUAUUGCUAAUUUAUUGUUUCUGGCACUGAGGCGGUCCCAGCUUCUGCUUCUCUUGUUCUGGACACUGGCUUUCAUGAACAGCUGCCCUGCAGAGACACGGUCAUUUAUGGGCCACUCCCUCAGUGGCCCUGACCACCAUUGGGAGGACAGGAUGCAGGCACCCUGCCCAUGCCUUCCUUCCUGAAGAGGGCGCUAUGCUGCUCCAGGAAUGGACAAUUUCCCAGGGGCCAUAGCCCCUGCCGUGGCCAGAGGAAGGCUGGGCCUACAGUGUGGAGACCAGGCAUCCCCAAGGUGGCUGAGGAAGGGUCUCUGGGUUGAUGUCCGGUGGGCCCCAUCCACUGUCCAUACGCUUCCUUUGUAAGCACAUCAGCCUCACGGCCGCCCCUGCUGCUGUCUAUUUUAUGUCAAUCUGUUUAUAAAUAAAAGACAGUCUAGAU
This is a messenger RNA of Suncus etruscus (white-toothed pygmy shrew), 3035 nucleotides long. It is a transcript of the gene SCMH1, whose product is annotated as Scm polycomb group protein homolog 1. The transcript has 15 exons. The coding region runs from base 186 to 2147 and encodes 653 amino acids. Gene Ontology annotation, molecular function: protein binding. Lineage: Eukaryota; Metazoa; Chordata; Mammalia; Eulipotyphla; Soricidae. Gene Ontology annotation, cellular component: nucleus. Gene Ontology annotation, biological process: regulation of DNA-templated transcription. The record is from RefSeq and is a predicted model, not a curated record.